This is a messenger RNA of Coccinella septempunctata (seven-spotted ladybird), 1406 nucleotides long. RefSeq names its product phosphopantothenate--cysteine ligase. The record is from RefSeq and is a predicted model, not a curated record. Gene Ontology annotation, molecular function: phosphopantothenate--cysteine ligase activity. Gene Ontology annotation, biological process: coenzyme A biosynthetic process. Gene Ontology annotation, cellular component: cytoplasm; nucleus. The coding region runs from base 269 to 1198 and encodes 309 amino acids. The transcript is spliced from 5 exons. NCBI's taxonomy places the organism in Eukaryota, Metazoa, Arthropoda, Insecta, Coleoptera, Coccinellidae.
UGUCAUCAACAUCAAUGUCAAAUUAAUAAAAGUAAACUAACCUGUAAUUAGAAAUAGAAAUUUCAUUGGAAAGUGCAAAUAUUUAGGAUUAUUGAAUUUAGUGAAAAGGUGAAAGUAAUGAGAUUUCAUGCAAUGGAGUUUAUGUUUGUUUAUUAAUUUGCUUCAUAUAUGAACGUAGUAUCUAAUAAAGAAAAACUUAUAACUCAAUAUAAGAGCAGAUUCACUGAUUUUUAUAAAAAUUUAAUACAUUGUGUUACAUCGGCAAGAAAUGGCUUCUCAGUGGGAAGAUUUUUACGCUACUCACUUACCACCAUCUGAUUUUGAAGACAACAGAUCAUUACUCAAAGAGUUCUGUGACAGACACAAUAAAUCAGGUCGAAGAAUUGUUCUUGUUACGUCUGGAGGCACUACUAUUCCUUUGGAACAUAACACAGUACGAUUUGUUGACAAUUUCAGUGCUGGCACGAGAGGUGCUGCAUCUGCAGAAUACUUUUUGGAACAUGAUUACUCCGUCAUAUUCCUUUACAGAGCCAAGUCUUUGGAACCCUUCACAAGACAUUUUAAUGGCCAAAAAUUCAUGGAUAUGUUAGUUCUACAAAACAGUGGUCCAAAUACAACCAUAUCAGUAAAACCUGAUAAUGUAGAUGUGCUCGCACCUGUACUUGAAAGCUACAAAACAGUUCAGGAAGGAGGGAGAAUUUUGUACAUCACUUUUACAACAUUAUCAGAUUACUUCUGGCUGCUUAGGGCAGCAUGUGAAUGUUUGACAAUAUUUGGCAACAGAGCCCUUUUAUACUUAGCGGCAGCUGUUUCUGAUUUUUAUAUUCCUUCAAGUGAAAUUCCUACUCAUAAAAUCCAGUCAGCUGCUGGAGUUCCGAAUAUUCAACUACAACUAGUGCCAAAAAUGUUAGCACCACUUGUUAGCCUGUGGGUACCACAUGCCUUUGUAGUUUCCUUCAAGUUGGAAACAGAUGAAAAUAUUUUGAUAAGGAAAGCCAGAGAGGCCUUGAAUAAAUAUAAGCAUAAGCUAGUGAUAGGUAAUAUGUUACAAUCAAGGAGGCAGAAAGUUGUGUUUGUCACCCAGGAGAAUAGUUAUGAGUUGGUCUUAACAAGAGAGCAAAUGUUAAAUGGUUUGGAGAUUGAAGAUUUAAUUGUCUCCAACUGCAUAGCAAGUCAUGAUCAGUUCGUAAGUUCCUGAAGACGGUGGAAGGAAUAUGUGUAUGUAGUAAGCUUUAAGAUGACCUGUUAGAUGGGAAUCAUUGUAACCUGUGGAGGAAGAAUUGGAAUAAUCAUAUCAGGGUAAAACUAUUUAUAACAUAAAAUGAAAAACAGAGGCAUUUAUUAUUGUACAAGUAUAUUGAUGAUGUUGUUCCUUAUGUGUGGAAAUAUAUCCCUUUUUUAUUGUA